AACGGAAACCAGCUCAGAGAAAGGGUAGAGAAGACAAGAUGGCGGAGUGAGUGGGUUGCGUUUUGUACGGACGCUUGCGACCCUUAAACUUAGCCGAAAACGCUUUUAACGGGAUCGACCAAACAACGACACCGUCGGAAGCGUAAAAAAGUCCGCUUUGCCGGUCUGGACGAAGGCGGUCCGGGCAGUUUUCCGACGGCGUUAGCUCGAUGCUAACAUUAUCUGCUGCUUCGAGAUAGCAGCGGUUGUUAAAGGCCCUAAGCUUCUUCGGAUUUAGUUUUGGAUGUAUAGACUUUGAUAUCGACCCUGUAAUUCUCGUUUCUCUUUGGAUUUUAUUGCAACUGAAAUCCGUGUGUCCCGUAAUCUGUUAAAACCCGAGGAAUCCACAGAAGAAAUUUGUCGAAAAUUUGCUCUGGUGUCGAUAAUAUUUUUUUUUUUAUUUUUUAUUUUUUUUUCGGGGGGGGGGGACUCGAAAAGCUAGUCUAUAAUUACCCCCCAUCAAGACCAAGUGGACAUACAGGACUGUGCUACACUGAAUUUUGGGGAAAUUCAUAAAAGUUAAUCGGGUGGAAAUUGUCAUUUUGAAGAAUACUAUGGCGAGUAGCAGUGGCUCCAAAGCCGAAUUCAUAGUCGGUGGAAAAUACAAGCUCGUCAGAAAAAUAGGAUCGGGAUCUUUCGGCGACAUAUACCUGGCCAUCAACAUCACAAAUGGAGAGGAGGUAGCUGUAAAACUGGAAUCACAGAAAGCCAGACAUCCACAGUUGCUAUACGAAAGCAAGCUGUACAAAAUCCUACAAGGUGGCGUCGGGAUCCCACAUAUCAGAUGGUACGGCCAAGAGAAGGAUUACAACGUCCUAGUCAUGGAUCUGCUUGGGCCCAGUCUGGAGGAUCUGUUUAACUUCUGCUCUCGCCGCUUCACCAUGAAGACGGUCCUCAUGCUGGCAGACCAGAUGAUCAGCAGAAUUGAGUAUGUACACACAAAGAACUUCAUCCACAGAGACAUCAAACCAGACAACUUUCUCAUGGGAAUCGGCCGUCACUGUAACAAGUUGUUCCUUAUUGACUUUGGUUUGGCGAAGAAGUACCGAGACAACCGAACACGACAGCACAUCCCCUACCGAGAAGACAAGAACCUGACUGGCACAGCGCGCUAUGCCUCCAUCAACGCACACCUGGGUAUUGAACAGAGUCGCCGUGAUGACAUGGAGUCACUAGGCUACGUGCUUAUGUACUUCAACAGAACCAGUCUACCAUGGCAGGGAUUAAAGGCUGCCACAAAGAAGCAGAAGUAUGAGAAGAUCUCAGAAAAGAAGAUGUCCACCCCUGUUGAGGUCCUGUGUAAGGGUUUCCCAGCAGAAUUUGCCAUGUACCUGAACUACUGCCGUGGCUUGCGCUUUGAGGAAGCUCCAGACUACAUGUAUCUGCGCCAACUGUUUCGCAUCCUCUUCAGGACUCUGAAUCACCAGUACGACUACACAUUUGACUGGACCAUGCUGAAACAGAAAGCAGCUCAGCAAGGAACAUCUUCCGGGGGCCAGGGCCAGCAGGCACAAACCCCGACAGGCAAGCAAACUGACAAACCCAAGCCUAACAUGAAAGGUUAGUAGCAAACAGCCAAGUGACGUUUUUUUAGACACCAAUUGCCCAUACUCAUUCACUAUCGUAUUUAAAGACUAUUAGAUAUUGUUUUAUUCCUAAACCCACACCCCAGUGCCCCUUAAAAAAAAUAAGCGAGAGAGAGAGAGAGAAUAAGAAAACCAAAUUGGAAAUCUAAAGCAUAAAGGCUCAUUAUUCCUGCUGGAAGGAUGAAGCCAAACAGCAAUGCACAUCUGAGGAGGCACCAGAAUAUAACAAAAAAAUCCAAAAGAAUAAAAUAAAAAGAAUAAAAAAAAAAGAUACAAUUGGUCAGUCUUGCUGAAGCAAAGACGUCCUUGGGGAAUUUGACUACUAACUUUACAACCAUGCUGUUCUGUCCCUUUGUUGGAGGCAGCAGACUUUCUCUGCUAUGACUGUUUCAAUACUGACUAACUAGCUCUGAUCAUAUACUUCUUGACUUUUCCCAAGUCUUUAUUAACAUUCCCUCUCUAAACUGUAUAAUGUUGAAAAUUAACCAAUCAGCUUUCAAAAUUGAAAAGGCACAAAGGGUGGUACCUGUAAAGGGGAUGGGGAUGUAUUGGACAGUAAGUGAAAGCAGGAAUAAUGGGUAAGAGUGAGGAAUUCCGAAUCACUUUGACGGGGCUAAAUUACGACAGGUCUUGUAGUGUGUUUCCUGGGAUUGUGAGUGAGGACGGCGAAUGAACCACACUGUCACUGCAUGAGGAACGCUGGCAUCCUGAAGAAGAGCAAUAGUUGCAGCAACAUUGGCAUCAAAACUGUUGUUUUUUUGAACACUUUACAGUCACCAUAAAUGCAUCGACCCAUUCAUUCACUUAGAGCGCAUGCACACGUUUUUGUAUGGCUGUCUUUGUGAGGACAUUCAUUGACAUAAUGCAUUCCCUAAGUCCCUAACCCAGUUGUACCAUUUGCCUUAAAACCAACCCUUACAACUUUUAACCCUCAAACAGUCUGUGGAAGAAGUCAAAAUGUCCUCACUUUGCACAAAUGUCCUCACUACGAUGGUGAAAAACUGGUCCUCAGAAAGAUAGCUGUACAAGAGCAUCAUACAAACUUACAUGCAGCCUCAGGACUAAAGACUAGAAGCAGCUUCAGUUUCUCGCUCAAGGACGCUUCAGCAUGUGAAGUGGCUCAGCUUAUCUCAGUCCACUAGAGCACCUGUGGAAAGUGGUGCCAUUGGAGGAUCUGAAUCGUGGAUUGUGCACCCAACAAACUCAACCUGGUAUCGUCAAGCUGGUGGCUGACUUAAAAGGACAAAUUCAAUAUUCAGUAUCAUCAAACACCAAGAACUGUGGCCUAGAGGUUAGAGAAGGACAUUUGGAGCCUUGUGGAUUCAUUCAAAUCCUAAGUCUGCUGGAGAAGAGUCCUUGAAGAAUCACAUAACCCAACAAGCCUAGUUCCCUUUGUUUUAGCUCCGUCUUUGGAUACACAGUAGUUCUAUACUAAACUGAAAGGAUAUCGUACGGGUAACAACAUAAGGACAGCAGGGUGGAGGUACAGAGGAAUGAUAAAACUGUUAACUAGUCCUCAGGAAAUAAUCCUUGGAUGGUGAGGUAGGGUAGGAUGGAGGAUAAGUCCUCAGUGUAUCAAGUUCCUCAGCAGCCGCCUUGAUUCUGUCUUGAUCCAUUUUCCACCGAGCAGGUUCCAGGCCUUGUUGAGAGCCAGUGCCUGACUUAGCACCAGUUGUUUUUCCACCGCUUAAUCAUCAGCCAAAACAGGCUCCAGGCAAACACCAACUUUGAGCUGGGGUUUCUAAACGGGAGCCAGAGAUAAGAACCAGGCGGAGUUACAUACCAAAACAAGGAACAGUAAAAGCAUUGAACCGCCAACUACAACCAGCAGGUCACAUCAGAAAGAAAAGACAAAGAAUUAUGGGCACUAAAAAACAAGCAGCGCAGUGCUUUCUGGCAGUGUGGGAUUCAUUCAGAGUCAAAGACAAGUUCCAUUGUUUUGCUUUUAUACAGGAAAAAGUGUAACCUACCACUGACUUGAUAGUUUAUCUUGGCUGUUUCUGUGGUGUCUGGCUAUGGAAAAGCAAACGCGUUCUUGGAAGACACCAGGUUGGAACCAGUUAAGCACUGGCUAUAGCACCAGGUUCUUUUUAGUGGAAAAGGGGUAAUACACCUAUUCGACAAGUAGAAAGUUAGUUAUCCCUUAGUGGGAAAGAAGUAGAGCCAGGGAGAGGAGCUGGAUCUGGCUGCUGACUCCCCCUUCAGGUAGGGCUCUGCACUUUACCUCCCCCAUGCUGCCUGUUUUCCAUAAGAAGAAUAGAAGAAGAAUGAAAUGGGGAAACCAGCUCUUAAACACCAGUACCACACACCAGUUGUGUACUCUGGAUUUCAUCGUGUUUUGAGGCAUUGAUAAAUGCUUCCGUGACAAUGUAUGUUGCAGUGAAAGAAAUGUGUUUUGUGUUAGCUGGCAGCAACUUAGAUAACCUGAUGAUGAGUCGCAGUACCGUAGCCUGGAAGUACCAAAUUCAUGGCAUAGUUUUAUUUAUUUGUUAAACUUUGAGACAGAAUUUUUAUGACACAUAGUGCUGGAGGCCAAGCUUGUGCCGUCCCGACUGUUUUAUUACGCAGCAAUAAGGGUUGGGUUUUGUUUGAGUUAACAGGUAGUUAAAAAAUCAUCCAAGCCUUUUUCUUAAAGCGACAAGGCGACAAGGUACUUUGAAUUUUAAUAAAAGGGAAAGGCUGAACAACGGCAGCCUAGUUUAAUAUGGUGGCGUUAGUUCAUGGAAAAGUCUCUAGGAAUUAGCUGGGAUGGAGUCUAAAGGAUGUCCUCAGUGUAAUUUUGUCAUUACUAUUAAGGACUAGAUGGUUCAUCAGCCUGGCUUCACUACUGAGUUUUUUUACACAGGAUUUGACGGAUGGUCGGUUGCAUUUCUGUCAACUUUAAUAGACAUUUUGUGUAAGUUAAUCUGCAUUUUAAAGUCAUAAAAGGCUUAUAUUAGCCCAUAUAAAUUACCCUGUAUGACCAUCUCUUGUUGAAAUAGGAUAAUGCAAAGGAUAUUGUGCACAAUUAUAAAAGGCUCCGUUCUGCACCAGAUAAGCUGCUAGGUUCAAAGUGUGUAGAGGUAAACGCAGACCUGGUGACAUCCAGUAAAAGAAAAGUAGAUAAACCUCAAUGUAGAUGGAGGGAUAGAUUUAAGAUCUAAAGGUUGAGGCCAUUGUCUUGUACAGGUCUUGACUUGAUGACGUCCCCUUGUGUUCCCUUGUUAGUCCACCAUAAGCUGAUAUUUAGUUUGACGUUGGACGAUGCUCAUUGAAUACAUGUCCACAUGGAGUAGCAUGGAAGAUUUCCCUUUAGAGUCUUCACUGCAAAUAAAAGUCUGGACCAACACGAGUGUAAAAUGCAACUACGAUCACAAGGUAAAGCUGGAAUGACUCUCGGACCUGGAGGAAAAAUAAAAAAUGUUGGCUUUCAUUUCACUUAAAUAUAGAAGGAGCAUUUACUGUCACAGGGACUAAUUAAGACAAGAUGGAUACAGGAAAAAUAUGGCACAAUCCUGAAAGAUACUGCCAAGAAAAUACAGAAAAACAAACUUGAAAGUCUUCGGAGUGUCCCAGCCAGAGUACAUACUUGGAAGACGAGAGUAUUUGAGGAGAGCUCUGAACAGGUACCAACGCAUCCCAUCCAACCUGGUUGAGCCUGUACACAUCUGCCAAGAAAAAUGGGAGGAACAAAGGAAAGAAGCUUGUAGGGUUAA
Messenger RNA from Mugil cephalus (flathead mullet), 5320 nucleotides. It is a transcript of the gene csnk1a1, whose product is annotated as casein kinase 1, alpha 1. The coding region runs from base 594 to 1604 and encodes 336 amino acids. Gene Ontology annotation, molecular function: ATP binding; protein serine/threonine kinase activity. Gene Ontology annotation, biological process: signal transduction; negative regulation of canonical Wnt signaling pathway; peptidyl-serine phosphorylation. The transcript has 9 exons. Lineage: Eukaryota; Metazoa; Chordata; Actinopteri; Mugiliformes; Mugilidae. The record is from RefSeq and is a predicted model, not a curated record. Gene Ontology annotation, cellular component: cytoplasm; nucleus.